This is a messenger RNA of Hyla sarda, 1362 nucleotides long. RefSeq names its product homeobox protein PKNOX1-like. NCBI's taxonomy places the organism in Eukaryota, Metazoa, Chordata, Amphibia, Anura, Hylidae. Gene Ontology annotation, molecular function: DNA-binding transcription factor activity, RNA polymerase II-specific; RNA polymerase II cis-regulatory region sequence-specific DNA binding. Gene Ontology annotation, biological process: regulation of transcription by RNA polymerase II; angiogenesis. The transcript is spliced from 10 exons. The annotation marks the transcript as partial. The record is from RefSeq and is a predicted model, not a curated record.
GCAGCCAUAUAAGACUAGUGGGCGGGAACCUUAUGAAAUAUUCAUAAGCCCCCUGCGCUUCAGCCAAUCAGCAAUCAGACGUCCCAAUGACUGGCAGCGAGAAUCCGCCCCUACGCGGUGACGCAAUUCGCAGGGCAGCCCGAUGCUAAUGUGCGGCGUGAAGCGUGAUGACGUAGGCGCCCCUGCGGGUCCCGAUUGCUGCAGCCGCUUGUCAGUGUGACGAAGAUUGGCACCGGGUGCUCAGGGAUCGGCAGCCGUGAGAUGUGGUCAGCCAUCGGGACAGUAUGAUGUCCACUGAGCAAAUGGGCAUGGAGGACUACCCGGAGGAUCCGCAGAUACAGGUUGUCACUCAGUUCAAGACAGAGCAGGAUUCUGUGAGUGCGGAGGCGUCAUCUCAGAGCCCGGCGGCAGGAGACAGCCCCAUGGAGACAGACAAGCAGUCUAUAUACAGGCACCCGCUCUUCCCGCUGCUCGCCCUGCUCUUUGAGAAGUGUGAGGGCUGCACUCAGGGCUCGGAGACCACCACCUCCGCCAGCUUUGACCUGGACAUUGAGACUUUUGUGAGGCGACAGCACAAGGAGGGCAAAGAUUUCUUCUCAGACGACCCCGAGACGGACAGCCUGAUGGUGAAGGCCAUUCAGGUGCUGAGGAUCCACCUGCUGGAGCUGGAGAAGGUGAACGAGCUGUGCAAGGAUUUCUGCAGCCGCUACAUCUCCUGCCUGAAGACCAAGAUGAACAGCGAAACGCUGCUGAGCGGGGACCCGGGAGGACCCUACUCCCCCGUACAGAGCGGGAUCAGUGGGAUCAGCGGCGCCCUAAGCCCUCAGGGGAUUGUCGUUCCGGCCUCCGCUCUCCAGCAGGGAAAUGUAGCAGUGGCCACUGUAUCAGGUGGCACUGUGUACCAGCCUGUGACUGUAGUCACCCCGCAGGGGCAGGUUGUAGCUCAAGCGUUGUCUCCUGGUACCAUCCGAAUCCAGAACUCACAGCUCCAGCUUCAACUCAGUCAGGAUCUCGGCCUCUUACACACGGACGAUGGAUCUGGAAAGAAUAAGCGCGGAGUCCUUCCCAAACAGGCCACCAACGUCAUGAGGUCCUGGCUCUUCCAGCACAUUGGGCAUCCGUACCCGACCGAGGACGAGAAGAAGCAGAUCGCAGCCCAGACCAACCUGACCCUGCUGCAGGUGAACAACUGGUUUAUCAAUGCCAGACGCAGAAUCCUUCAACCAAUGCUGGAUUCAAGCACAACCGAUACCCCGAAAUCCAAGAAAAAGAGCGGGCAGAGCCGCCCAGUGCAAAGGUUCUGGCCCGACUCCAUUGCGGGGGGAACACCGCAGCAAGGAGAAGACAUGGCCCUAUCUGAUG